GCGAUUUCCUGCCCGAGGAUCCGUAAAAUGUAAAAUUUAUUUGUUUACACAUUGAAUGGUUAUUUUAUAUAAUAAAUACACAUAUAUUUUUAUUGUCUACCUUAUAACAACAUUCGAUACAUCACCAGUGAAUCGGAUAGUUUCCCUUUAUUUGAAGGUUAAAUCCUACGCAGCCUAAAAUGGCUAAGAGUGUUCAACAUUCCAAAAUUGUAUACCCACCGGGAUGCAAGGAACUUACAGAGGAUGUUGGGAAAGAUGAACUUAUUCGCCGUUUAAAAAUUUUGGCGAGAGCAUUUCAAGAUAUGGGGCAAGAUGACAAUGAUAGCUAUGCCCCACUGGCUCUACUGUUGGCUACAGACACCUAUAUGGAACAUAGCAACAAAGAUGUCCGCUUGCUUACAGCAUGUUGUAUUGCCGAUGUGUUCAGAAUUUUUGCCCCUGAAGCUCCCUACAAAGAGCUUGAUCAGUUAAAGGAAAUCUUUAUGUUCUUCAUACAACAGCUGAGGGGAUUAGAAGAUCCUGAUGCUCCAUCUUUUAAAAGAUAUUUCUAUUUACUAGAGAAUCUGAGUUGGGUGAAAUCUUUUAACAUUUGUAUUGAGCUAGAAGACAACCAAGAAAUAUUUUGUGCCCUGUUUAAACUUUUCUUCUCAAUCAUUAAUGAGAAACAUACCAGCAAAGUGAAGACCUUCAUGCUGGACAUCAUGGCACCUCUGAUUACUGAGGCAGACUUUAUGUCACCAGAGCUACUGGAGACUAUACUUGUCAAUAUGGUUGACCCAAACAAGACACAGAAGAAAAUGGCUUUUGCUAUGGCCAAAGACUUGAUCAAGAGAACAUCCACUACUAUUGAACCUUAUAUUCAGACAUUUUUCAACAACAUGCUAAUGCUUGGCAAGCAAGCUGAAAAUGACAUUGGCAACCACUUGUAUGAUUUGAUCUACGAGUUGAACCAGGUGUCACCAAGUAUAUUGUUGGCUGUCAUACCUCAGUUGGAGUUUAAACUUAAGAGUAAUGAGGAAACAGAAAGGAAGAGUGUCACCAAACUUCUGGCUAAAAUGUUCUCUGAGAAGGAUUCAGAUCUUGCUGUUCAGAACAGAGCUCUUUGGGUCUGCUUUUUGGGAAGAUUUAAUGACAUAAGUGUCUCAAUCAGAGUAGCAUGCAUACAACAAACUCAACACUUCAUCUUGAACCAUCCAGAAUUGGUCAAAGACAUAUUAGAGCAAAUCAAGGUUCGUCAGCAUGACCCAGAGGAGUCGGUUAGAAUGGAUGUAGUGAAUAGCUUGCUGGCAGUUGCUAAAAAAGAUUUGAAAGCCAUGACAUCAGAUAUGUUGCAGUUUGUCAAAGAGCGCACAUUGGACAAAAAGUUUAAAAUUCGGCGUGAUGCCCUGUGGGGUCUUGGUACAAUGUACAAGCAAGCAAUAAUUGAUAAAGAAGUGCCAGAUCCUGAACUGGUCAGCAGAUUAGAGUUUGUGAAAAACAAAGUAUUUCAUCAUUACUACCAGAAUACACCAGAUGACAGAUUGCUAGUUGAGCGUAUGUUGAACAUUCAUUUAGUUCCCUAUCAAAAGCCAGUCAAUGAGAGAAUGGCAAUCCUUCUGAAUCUCUAUUCCACUUUGGAUGAGCAUGCUGUCAGAGCAUUUUCUGAGAUGUUAAAAUGUAGAAACAAUGUACGUCAGUUGGUCUUACAGCUGGUUGAAGCUCAUGACAAAGCUAAUGAAGCAAGCCCCCCACCUGUUUUGCCUAAACUGAACCAGUUGGCCCGGACAAUGUCAGACUUACUUCGGCCUCAAGAAUGUUUGAAAAAGUUUAACCUCUUGCUUAAAGACGAUGCCAGACUGAGGUUGUUGAUGAAGACGCUGGUGGGAUCAUCUUGUACUUGCAAAAAAGCUGAAGAGAUUGUGAAAGAAAUCUUGAAGAAGAUUGGGUGCACUUCAGGAACACCCAACAUACUGUAUCAACUAGUUAAAACAUUGCUGGAGAGAGUAGCUCCUGUGAUGGUGGACUCUUUGGCCAUUGACCACUUAGUUCUAGCUGUGUCUGAGAGAGUUGCAGGUGUUGAAGAUGACAAGGACCCCAUAGAUGGUGGAGAUCAGAAAGGAGUCCAGCUUUUACUGACCCUGUCACAGUACUUCCCAUUUUACUUCAAAAGUGUGGAGAUUUUUGAAAAUUUCUUGACAUUUGUUAAACAUGAUGAUGAUAUUGUCAGCGAUCUGGCCAUACAGAUUAUAACCAAUACAGGCUCACAGCUUCACAUAGACCAUCCAGAUGUUUAUUCUUCAUUGGUUCCUCUACUGACAAAUAUUGCCAAGUUUGGAUCACCAAGACAAGCCAAACAUGCCCUCAGGUGCAUCAACACUAUCUGUAUCAAUAAAGAGCAGGCAGUGACCAGUAUAUUUGAGUCUAUCCAAGGAGCGUUGAACCCAGACAAUGCUAACUAUCUGACAGCCAUUGUUUCCCUUGGUCACAUUGCCCAACUGUUUCCUAAACUAUUUCCUUCCGAGAUCAAAAGCAUUGUUUCUAAGGUCAUAGUCAAGGACCUUUUAAUGAAAGACAGAACGCAAGGAUUGGCAACAGAAGAUUCCUGGUGCUCUGAUCAUCAAGUGUCUGAUGAAACCAAAGCUAAAGUGCAAGCUAUGAAACUUUUAGUCCGAUGGCUUUUAGGAGUUAAAUCUAAUACCAGUAACUCUGGUACGUCAACACUAAGACUGUUGUAUACUGUUAUUAUUCAUGACGGUGAUCUUAUGGAGAAUGGCUUGACAAACAAACCCGAGUUGGCAAGACUGCGUCUCCAAGCAGGAUGCUGCAUGCUAAAAUUAGCCGAAGAACCAUGUUAUGCGGAAAUUAUUGUUAAAGAGCAAUUCCAAGCCCUGGCAUUGAUGCUAAAUGAUGUGUGUUAUCAAGUUCGACUUCGUUUUGCCAACCGCCUUCACAAAGGUCUGAUUAGUUUGAAGCUGCCGCUUGAGUAUAUGUCGAUACUGUGUCUUGGUGCUAACGAUCCAAUCAAAGAAAGAAGGCAACAGCUAAAACAGUUCCUGUCUCAGAACAUCUCUAAGAGGAGAGAUUAUAUUAAACAAAACCCAAGUGCUAGAGGCCGUAUGUUCUACUUGCUGCCAGACUAUGUCAUCCCUUACACAAUACAUCUCCUUGCUCAUGACCCAGAUUUCAAAUCUUAUGAAGAUGUAGAAAGUCUGAAAAGUUUAAAAGAGUGUCUAUGGUUUAUGAUGGAUCCACUGACACACAAACACGAAGACUAUAACUAUGCAUUCCUUCGACGCAUGAUAGAAAACAUAAAACAGACCAAAGAUGCUCAAUGUCCUGAUGACGAGGGCGCUAACAAGAAAUUGUAUGCUGUGUGUGAUAUUGCUCUUGGUUUGAUGCAUGCCAAGACUGGAACAAUCACUUUGAAAGAAAUAACUCAAGAUCCAAUUUUACCCAGCAAACUUUUUACUGCUCCAGACAAGAAUUAUUCAAAUCUUCAAAGUUAUUUACCUAAAGAUUUUCCCUUUGAAUCAAAGAGGCGGGUUGGUGGCUCAGUGAAUUAUACUGGGGAGGUGAAGAAGUCUUCAUCAUCAGAGCAGACAACCACAGAGAUAGUUGUGCUGAGCCAUGCUCCUGUUGUUAAUCCUUUACCUAGAGUACCACCUCAGGACAGAGGGCCCUUUAUGAGAAAAAGGAAAGCCACAGAGAAGGAGAAACAGUCUGUUGGGGAAGGCUUUGACUCUGAUUCUCAAUCAUCUAAAGUCUCUGAGACUGAUGAACCUGUAAAAGCCAAGCUGGUCAAACCUAAAAUGUCUGCGGCAGUGAAAGUACCUGUGACAGUGAAAGUACCUGGUAAGAGGGGUCGGCCCAAAAAAAUUCGAGAUGAUGACCCCCCACCUAAGGAACCAAAACCUGAGCUUAAAGGAUCUGAAUCUCCACCAGCUGCCAAGAAAGCUAAACCAUCGGCUGUGAAAGCUGGCACUAAACAGACUAAAAUUGAAGACUUUGCUGGUGGCAAAGGUAAAAAUUCACAGAAUGGAAACACCCCAGUACACAAAGCCAAAGCUCAAACACCAAGCAACAAAGAUGUGAAAAAGAAAGCCCAGCUCCCAGCGUCACCCUUACUCAAAGUUGUCACGCCUCCUGCACCAGGGAGAGGUAGGAAGAGAAAGUCUGAGCAAGAAUCUGUGGGAAGUGGGAAAAAAGAUGACAGACCAAGUCCUGCCGUGGUGAAACGUCUAAAACCUCCAACUUUGCGAGAAGAUUUUAGUCGUAAUCCAUCUCUCAGGUCCACCAGGCCCAGUCCAGUACACAUACAAAGUGGUCGGAAGCGGUCGCCACCUUCAUCUCCAACAGCUACUGGAUCAUCUCUCAGUCCAUCUAAAAUAUCCAAAGUCAGCCGAGGUGUUCUGAGAACAUCUAGUGAUUCAGGCUCAGAAAGAUCUUGUUCCCCUUCAGCACUAACACCCCCUGCCAAGCGAGGUCCAAUGACUAGACCGGAACCUAUUCAAUUGAAUGUUCGCAACACGAAAAGUCGAGUAGCAAAUGGUACAUCAGAUGGAGAAGAUACACCAGAAACAGAAGUUUCCCAGUCAUCAAGUGUAACCCCCAAUAAACCUGCUUCCAAUGCUUCAUCGUUAUUAGAUGAAGAGGAAGACACAUUAAAUGUAAAAAGAAAGACAAGAACAAGACAAAUGAAAAGUUGAAGAAUGCCCCCUGGUUGUAUUUCUUUUGUUCUUUCAUUUCCCACAUCGUUUGUUUCAAACCAAUCUUUUCAUGUGAGUUGGAGGCAUUCAGCUCAAAGUGAAUUGUUUCCCCUUGUUGUCCUGAGUAUAUGAAAGAGAGCUUGUCUGAUGUGUGACACUUGGAAGCUGAACUAUUACAAUCUUUCCACCACUGAUUAUUGUCAUUGUUUGCUUACAGCCACACUAUUUCUUUGCUAAAUUGGUUUGUUUUAAAAAUGUAUCUCAUGGUUUAAAAAAUGUUUCCUAAGAAGUUUUCUUUUAAAUUUUAUCAUUUAGAUCAUAUCAAUAACUUAAAAUUGUAUAUUAAAAAAUGGUAAGAUUUUAGGGGACUACAUUUCCAUGCGUAAUUGACACUUUUCUGGAGCAAUUAAGAGUAAGAUUAUAAGCAGUGAAAUAAUGUUAAUAAUUUAGUGAAUAUUCAUUUGUAAUAUAACCCUUUCACAUACCUUUAGCAACAUUCAUUUUAGUCCAUGUUUUUUUAACAUUUAAUGCUGUAUCUAUUAUUACAAUUUAAUUGUGCACUUUUUGGAAGCAUUUAUGAGUAACCUAUUAGUAUUGGCCAACAAGUUACCAGAGCUUAGUCAUAACAAAGUUUUCAGCAAUCCAUCUGAUUUAUCAUUCAGAUGUAAUGAACUUUUAGGGGAAUAUAGUAGGCCUACUAAUGAUUUUAUUAUGACAAAAAGGAUACAAGUUUAAAGAGUGACUUGAUGAAGAGGAAUUAAAAAAAGAAGUGUUGUUUCUUUUUAAUUUCUACCUAAUCUUUAUUCUUUAGGACUUAAGUUUAUUUGCUUUUUUUUUUUUUUUUUGGGUUACAUUUCAUUGUCUUCAUUCAUCACUAAUGUUGCCUUGUAAUGUGCUAUAGUGUUUUGAUUAAAAACAAAUUUAUACAA
Messenger RNA from Biomphalaria glabrata, 5614 nucleotides. Its product is annotated as sister chromatid cohesion protein PDS5 homolog A-B-like. Bases 180 to 4685 code for a protein of 1501 amino acids. The transcript is spliced from 35 exons. Lineage: Eukaryota; Metazoa; Mollusca; Gastropoda; Planorbidae. Gene Ontology annotation, biological process: DNA repair; mitotic sister chromatid cohesion. Gene Ontology annotation, cellular component: chromatin; nucleus. The record is from RefSeq and is a predicted model, not a curated record.